Molecule: messenger RNA, 3789 nt
Organism: Hyla sarda
Lineage: Eukaryota; Metazoa; Chordata; Amphibia; Anura; Hylidae
Product: zinc finger protein 260-like
Exons: 9
Coding region: 651-3413 (920 amino acids)
Biological process (GO): regulation of DNA-templated transcription
Source: RefSeq, a predicted model, not a curated record
AGGAAGAACCGCGUGUGAGGAAGAACCGUGUGUGAGGAAGAACCGUGUAUGAACAUGAGCCGCGUGUAAGGAAGAACCGCAUGUGAACAUGAGCCAUGUGUGAGGAAGAACCAUGUGUGAACAUGAGCCGCGUGUAAGGAAGAACCGUGUGUGAGGAAGAACCGCGUGUGAGGAAGAACUAUGUGUGUAUAUGAACAUGUGUGAACAUAAACUGCAUGAACCAUAACCGCGUGACCCUGUUUGGCCAUAGAAAUCAAUAGGGUCCGCUGCUCCCAUUAGGCCAGGGGUUCUCAACCAGGGGUAUACCAAGGGUUAUGCGGGGGGUACGGCAAUUCGCUGACAAAUACCGGCCAUGUAUUGGCCAGUAUUUGUGCUGCGGCCGAGGCCACAUUACCUGAGCUGCAGUGGCUGCCGGGCCUGACAUGUGACGCCCCUGACGUUGCGCGGAGGUGCCAGCACAGCGCAAAAGGACAUCACCCGUCAGUGCGGCCCUCCGACUCCUGACGAACGGGAUAGACACAGGCCUGGUUAUAGGCUGACUCCUCCCACCCACGUGACUGAUCACAUGAUCGUGACAUCAACAAAGGUCCUUUACUUCCUUCAGCUGUACACUCUGGAGCCUGACUCCUCCCACCCAUGUGACAGAUCACAUGAUCACCAAAGAUCCUCAGAAAACUGAAAUCUUCUGUAUCCAGAGAGGGGGAGGUCUCCAUCAGUGGUCGGGGGUCUCCCUUUCUUCUCCUGACUGCCCCCUAAGGAUGGAGAAGGACCUGGAUGUGAUGGAGGAGAGAAUAUUACACGUGGCCCUAGAGAUCAUGUCCCUGCUGAGCGGAGAGGAUUACAUGGUAGUGAAGACAGAAGAGGGGGAAGGAUGGAGCAGGGAGCAGGUUCCUAUAUCGCUGCCUCCACCUCACUCACUGAUACAUAAGGGAAACAGUCAUCAGGAGAUCCUGGAACUCAUCAACAAGAUGGCCGACCUGCUGACUGGAGAGGUUGCUAUAAGGUGUCAGGACGUCACUGUCUAUUUCUCCAUGGAGGAGUGGGAGUAUGUAGAAGGACACAAGGAUCUGUACCAGGACAUAGUCAUGAUGGGGGAUCACCGGCCCCUCACAUCACAAGAUAUAGACCCAACAAGGAUGGAGAAGGCCAGAAAGCACAUGGCUGCCAGGAUAUUACACCUCACCCUAGAAAUAAUCCACCUGAUAACCGGAGAGGAUUACACAGUAGUGAAGAAGGGGUCUGGUGAGUGUGUGACCCCCCAUGUGUCAGGAGGAUCGGGCACCACCCAGAGCCCCACCCCCGAGGAUCCUCCACCUCAUUCACUGAUACAUGAGCAGAAGAUCCUAGAACUGACCACCAGGAUGACUGAGCUGCUGACUGGAGAGGUUCCUAUAAGGUGUCAGGACGUCACUGUCUAUUUCUCCAUGGAGGAGUGGGAGUAUAUAGAAGGACACAAGGAUCUGUACCAGGACAUAGUCAUGAUGGGGGAUCACCGGCCCCCAACAUCACAAGAACAUCUUAAUAAUGAUGCUGAUGGACACGUCAUGUUUACACAAUGUUUGAAAGUUGAAAUUCAAGACUUCAUGCAGCACUCUCCAGGAGAGGAUCUCCUUCCCCUUACUGUACAUCCAGGACCUCACAGUACAGAUCUAUCAUAUAAUGCCCCUAAUCAUGGGAAACCUUCUCCUGACCCAUCACAGGUUGUUACCACAAGGACAGAUCAGAGAGAAGGGAAAAGGUUUAAUUGUGGUGAAUGUAAAAAAGAGUUUACAAAAAAUUCUGAUCUUAUGACUCACAGAAGAAGUCACACAGGGGAGAAGACAUAUUCAUGUUCACUGUGUGGGAAAUGCUUUACAGAUACAUCAGAACUUGUGUCACAUGAGAGAAUGCACAUAGCAGAGAAUCCAUAUUCAUGUUCACAUUGUGGGAAACGUUUUGCUCAGAAAGCAGAUCUUGUUAAACAUCAGGAAAUUCACUCAGCAGAGAGGCCAUAUCCGUGCCCUGAAUGUGGGAAAUGUUUUACAUCCAAACAACGGCUUCUUACACAUGAGAAAAGUCACAAAGGAGAGCAGCCUUUUUCAUGUUCAGAAUGUGAGAGAAGUUUUACAAUAAAAUCAAAUCUUAUAAAACAUGUGAGAAUUCACAGAGGAGAGAAGCCAUAUUCAUGUUCAAAAUGUGGAAAAUGUUUUUCAGAAAAAUCACAGCUUGUUAAACAUGAGACAAAUCACAUUGGAGAGAUGCCAUAUUCAUGUAAAGAAUGUGGGAAAUGUUAUAUAGGAAAAUCACAGCUUGCUAAACAUGAGAGAAGACAUGCAGAAGAGAAGCCGUAUUCAUGUUCAGAAUGUGGGAAAUGUUUUACAGAUAAACCAUACUUUGCUAUACAUAUGAGAAUUCACACAGGAGAAAAGCCCUAUUCAUGUUCAGAAUGUGGGAAAUGUUUUUCAAGUAAAUUGAAUCUUCUGAAACAUGAGAGAACUCACACAGGGAAGAAGCCAUAUUCAUGUUCAGAAUGUGGGAAAAGUUUUAUUAAUAAAUCCGAUCUUAUCAGACAUGAAAGAACUCAUACAGGAGAAAAGCCAUAUUGUUGUGUUGAAUGUGGGAAAUGUUUUACGGAUAAAAAAUAUUUUGUAAGACAUCAGAGAAUUCACACAGGAGAGAAGCCAUUUUCAUGUUCAGAAUGUGAAAAAUGUUUUACAAAUAAAUCAUAUCUUCUUAGACACGAGAGGAGUCAUACAGGAGAGAAGCCGUAUACAUGCUCAGAAUGUGGGAAAUGUUUUAGAAACAAACCAGAUCUUGAUAUACAUAGAAGAAUUCAUUCAGGCGAGAAGCCAUUUUCAUGUUCAGAAUGUGGAAAAUGUUUUACAAGUAAAAAAUAUUUUGUUAGACAUAUUAGAUUUCACACAGGGGAUAAGUCGUAUGCAUGUUCAGAAUGUGGGAAAUGUUUUACAAAUAAAUCGAAUCUUCUUAUACAUGAGAGAAUUCACACAGGAGAGAAGCCUUUUUCCUGUUCAGAAUGUGUGAAAUGUUUUACAUAUAAAUCAAAUCUUAUUACACAUGAGCGAAUUCACACAGGAGAGAAGCCAUUUUCCUGUUCAGAAUGUGGAAAAGGUUUUAGAUGUAAAGCCUAUCUUGUUAGACAUGAGAAAACACACACAGGAGAGAAGCCAUUUUCAUGUCCAGAAUGUGAGAAAUGUUUUAGCACUAAAUUAGAACUUGUUAUACACAGGAGAAGAAGUCACACAGGAGAGAAGCCGUAUUCAUGUUCAGAAUGUGGGAAAAGUUUUACAGAUAAAUCAGGUCUUUUAAUACAUGAGAGAAUUCACACAGGAGAGAAGCCAUAUUCGUGUUCAGAAUGUGGGAAAUGCUUUACAUGUAAAGCCAGUCUUGUUAAACAUGAGAAAAUUCACACAUGAGAGAAGUUCAUGUUCAGAAUUUGGGAAAUCUUAUUAUACAGUACAGACCAAAAGUUUUGAAACACCUUCUCAUUCAGAGUUUUCUUUAUUUUCAUAACUAUGAAAAUUGUAGAUUCGCACUGAAGGCAUCAAAACUAUGAAGUAACACAUGUGGAAUUAUAGAAAUAACAGAAAAGUGUGAAACAACUGAAAAUCUGUCAUAUUCUAGGUUCUAGUCACCUUUUGCUUUGAUUACUGCUUUGCACACUCUUGGCAUUCUCUUGUUGAGCUUCAAGAGGUAGUCACCUGAAAUGGUUUUCACUUCACAGGUGUGCUGAUGUGGAGGAGGAGGUGUCAUGGUGUGGGGAAGGAGGUGUGAUGGUGCGGGGGAGGAGGA